AUGAAGAGUGUUCCAGUCUACAAAGCUGAAACACCCUUGGUGUCAUUUUUCCGUCUGGGUUCUUUGUCAGUGUCCAAAUCUCAGCUGAUGAACACUUUGAUCAACAACCGUCACGAAACCUUCUUCCACAGAAACUGCCCAGGAAGCACCAAGUCUCGCUAUUUGAUGGAUGGUGUGGCAGAGAUUGCCUGCUGUGAUGCUGUUAAGACAAAAAAGGGAAAGUACAUAAUGGGCCUCAAAGACAGAAACCACUCAGAUCUCGCUCAGCAGCUGAAGGAUAAGGCCAAAGAUGAAGAAGAGCUUCAACAACAGUUCAGCUCUGUUUGGAGCAGCUGGGUUACUGAAUUAACAGCAGAUAUAAAACCUGUUGAAGACAUCAACUUGGAAAAAGAUCAGUUAACGAUCCUUCAAGAACUUGGUUUUGAAUGGACUCUCAUAAAUGAAUGUAAAACGAGUGGCAGAUACAAGAAUAUAUCAGAGGUUGGUGAUUAUUCAGAUUAUAUAAUAAUAUGUGGACAGAUGUCAAUGAUUAGAAUGAUUGAGGCCUACCACAAACAUGUUUCAUUUGGCCCUUUCUCCCAUGAAGAACAACAACAGAUCAGAUCGCUCAUUGACAAAGCUGAAAAAGACUCACUUGAUGCAAUCAAAAGCAAAUGUGUAGCUAAAAGAGGUUAUGAAACAACUUAUUUAUAUGAAGUGGCCAAUCAUUUAACAAAAGAAGUGCAGAAAUUUCUGUCAGAGAGGAAAUAUACUUUGAAGAAGAUGUUUACAGUUGAUCUCUUACUGUUUGUGUUCUAUAGGGUGGAGUGUUGGGCUGUAGCAUCUCACAGAAAAUUUAAAGUGAUCAAUGAUGCACUCAUUUAUUUAGAAAGCAAGAAAACACAGUAUUACACAGUUUUUAAAAGCUUUUGUAAAGGCAACUUAUUUGCUGUUGUACUUGGAGAGCUGAUCUGUAACAAGCUGAAAGCUAACACUGUUACGGCUGUCUGCAAGAAGACUGCCACUGAUCUCGCUGGUGUAAUUUUCCCAGCAUUCAGUGGGAACAGACUGAACUUGGAGAAACAUAUGUUGAAGUCACUCGCUGAGAAAGAAGACUUUGAUGAUUUCAUCACCUACUUCACAUAUCCAAGGACACAAGAAGCUUUAUCAACGUCAACACAAAUAGUCAAAAUUCAGAGAGGAAACACAGACAUGUGGAUGAAGGAAUUUUCCAAUGCUCUGAAGGAUGAGCUGACAUUUGACAACAUAUGUUUUGAAAACUUCAGUGACAUAAAACAUUUUGAUUUCCUCAAGGAAGAGAUUAAAAAAGGAUUUAAAUCUAUCACUGAGCAUCACCUCUCCCUGGAAAAGCUGAAUGAAUCCAGCCUGAAGGCUGAAGAAUUCCUCAUAGAUCAGCUGUGUAACUGCUCCUGGGUAACGUGUCCAUUCUGUGCAGCUGCUUGUACCAAUACCAUGAAAGCUCACAGUCCUUAUGACCACACCACUCCUUUUCACCAACUGUCCGUGAUCAGUGGGGAGCACUGGGGACAUACAAGUGAGUCUGGCAUGCACGUCUGUACAGAACUGUUUUCAAGUAAUUACAGUUUCUACCCUUAUCAUUAUUCAGGGAGGUCAACUCCUGAUAAACAGUACAGAAGUGCUGGUUCACAGUAUUGUACCUGGAGAAUCCCCUCUGAUGGAUCUCAAGCGUACUGGAAAUGGUUUGUGUGUCGAUUUCAGCAUGAACUGGAAAGGCACUAUGACUUUAAAUUCCAGGGCAGACAAGAGAUUCCACAUCAGUGGAAAACAGUCUCUAAAUAUGAAGCCAUUAAAAGUCUGGGUGAAAUGUAUUAGAGAGUUAAAGAAACUACAAACCUGCUGAAAAUGACCAAACUGGU
Messenger RNA from Pundamilia nyererei, 1877 nucleotides. RefSeq names its product interferon-induced very large GTPase 1-like. The coding region runs from base 1 to 1833 and encodes 610 amino acids. The record is from RefSeq and is a predicted model, not a curated record. Lineage: Eukaryota; Metazoa; Chordata; Actinopteri; Cichliformes; Cichlidae. The transcript has 4 exons.